This is a messenger RNA of Zymoseptoria tritici IPO323, 657 nucleotides long. RefSeq lists its product as uncharacterized. The record is from RefSeq and is a predicted model, not a curated record. NCBI's taxonomy places the organism in Eukaryota, Fungi, Ascomycota, Dothideomycetes, Mycosphaerellales, Mycosphaerellaceae. The coding region runs from base 1 to 657 and encodes 218 amino acids. The transcript is spliced from 4 exons.
AUGGAUCCAUUUCACGCCGCAUGCGGCAUUUGGACGGACUUCGAGCUGCCAUUACAUCGUCAACUUUGUGACGAUCUCCCCGCCUUGUGGAAGCAGCCUGCUACGAGUGGCGAGCUGGACGCUGGGUGCGUGCGAAAUCUGGAGUACGGCGGCGGUGGCUCGGAGGGUGCGCCCGGUCGCGAACUGAAGAGUCUCAAGAAAACGAGCCCACCCCUCGCAACAUCCGACACAGUACAGCGCCAUCUCAGUCGGUACCGCGCACCUUUGAGGGAAGAGGACGAGCAGCCUGUACGCAAUAGAUCAACAUCGAGACUCUCGCGUGCAGAAGCAACACCCACAAGAGCACCGCAAUAUUUGGAGUCCGAGCGUCGACGAACCACCACGACCACUACCGCACGAGACAUUGAGAGACGCCAUACCGGUCGCUCUCGUCACCACGAACUCGAGCGUCUUGCCACAAGUGCACAAGAUCCGGGCAGCGAAGGCAAGAGCGGAGCGAGCAAGCAGAGGUAUCGAGGACAACACGACUCAGCGAUAGUGAAUAGCUUGAUGAAGGCACGACGGAGGAGGAACAAAGCCGAGAAACACGGCGGAGACGAACAUGAUGGCGAGACCAAAGACGAGGCAUGCCGCGACUCGCAUCGACGUGUCGUAUAG